Molecule: messenger RNA, 1992 nt
Organism: Caenorhabditis briggsae
Lineage: Eukaryota; Metazoa; Nematoda; Chromadorea; Rhabditida; Rhabditidae
Gene: Cbr-dyci-1
Product: Protein CBR-DYCI-1
Exons: 10
Coding region: 1-1992 (663 amino acids)
Biological process (GO): transport along microtubule
Cellular component (GO): cytoplasmic dynein complex
Molecular function (GO): dynein light chain binding; dynein heavy chain binding
Source: RefSeq, a predicted model, not a curated record
AUGCAGAAUGCGGAGCAGAGAAGGCUCGAACUUCAACGCAAGAAGCAGAAACUUGCGGAGCUGAAAUCGAUACGGCAGAAAGACGAAGAGUCUCGCGUUCAAAAUUUGCUCCGUACCAACGAGAACGGAGCUGCACAGAAUGGAGCUUCGCAUCGCCAAACGCUUUCCUCCGAACAAGUAAGCAUUGUUAAUAAAAUUCAUGUAACGGAACAGUCUUUGCAGAUGGAGGAAAUUCUUCGCGAAGUGGGCAUCUCCGCCGAACCAACGAUUCGAGAAGAAUCCCCAGCGCCGCCCCGUGGAGCUCACGCUGAGAAUCAUCUGAAUCCAAUGUCUGCUUCUGCAAGUAAUCCACGAAUCUCAUCUCUUCUCUCUGUGGACUUGGAGUUUUCGACAGUUCAAACUGCAUCAACUGAUAACAAAGAUUCGGCCAUCUACUCAAAAGGAACCCAAACAGAUGAUGAACGUAUCUCUGUUGGCGAGUUCUCACUUGGUAGUCAAGAAUUCGAUUACGAUGAUGAUAUGAUUAUGCCGGUCGAUCAUGGUCAGUUCAGAGGUCGAGCUCAUUCCCACGAUCAAGACUCGCCUCUCCCAUACAAUGAAGAGAUUGCCAAACUUCUGGGUCAGGCAAAACACGUGGAUAAGGCUCUACAACGACAGGAUACAGAAGAAAAGAAGUCGACGCAUGUGCAAACCGUUCAGCCACUUAGCGAAGAAGAGAGAAAUAGGCUGACACUAGAUCCAGAAUUCUUGGACUCAUUCAACCGUUCGUGCAAAGUUAUCGGCCGUGCGCUUAACGAAGACAUUGACAUUUUUAUCAACUAUACUAAAGAUCCAUACGAGAAAGCAGUGGCUUCUGAUGAUCUUCUUCAUUUGGCUCAAGUCUAUUACGAUGAGACGUGGACGGCGAAACGAUUGGUAACCGGAAUGGCAUUCUCGGAACAUCAUCCAGAUUUACUUGCGGUUUCUUAUGGACCAUGUGACGUUCCAAAUGAGCCACCGGGUGUCAUCGUUGUUUGGAAUACGAAAUCAAAACGAAUUACCGCCGAAUUCAUCGUCUACUGUCAGUCAGAAAUUCAAUCUGUAGCUUUUGCUCGAUUUCACGCUCAUUUGCUUCUCGCAGGAUGUGAAUCUGGUCAGAUUUGUGUUUGGGAUAAUAGGUUGACGAGUCGUAAGUUGCCCAUAAACAGAAGUCCACUCACAACACAAGCACACACACAACCAGUUUCGUGUCUCGCAGUUGUGGGUACCAAAAACGCUCAUAAUUUCGUUUCAUUGAGUCGAGACGGACGGAUUUGCAGUUGGAAUGUUGACAAUUUAACACAGCCAGUGGAUGGAAAGGAGUUGAUGACAAAAGAAGGAAAACCAGCUUCUGCCACAAGAAUGUCGUUCCCAAUUGGUGAGAUGCAAACGUUUGUAGUUGGAACAGAUACUGGAGAGAUUCUGGCAGCAUCGAGGAACGGAGCAGAUCCGGCUGUCAUCAAAACUGACGUUUGUUACAAAGGACACAGCGGUACUCUAACGGGUAUUGAAUUCCAUCGUGCUUCCGGUGUCGUUGACUUCUCCCAUCUCUUCAUCUCGUCGUCACACGACUGGACCAUCAAAUUAUGGAGCACCAAGGAUGCAAAUCUGAAGUUCUCCUUUGAAUCCCACCCAGAUCUUGUACUUGAUGUCGCCUGGUCUCCAGUCCAUCCUGCUGUUUUUGCAUCCAUUGACGCCGAUGGAAACAUCUUCGUAUGGAAUCUGAACGAAGAUGUGGAAGGUCCAGUGGCACGACUUCGAGCAGGUGCAGAAGGAGACACGGUGUACAUGAACAAGCUGAUCUGGUCGGCUGAUGGUAAACACGUGUUUGUUGGAGACGAUGAGGGUCGUGUGCAUAUGUACGAUGUUCGAGAAAGUUUGUACGUUCUGAAAAGUGAAGAAUGGAAUAGAUUUGCUAGAGUGCUAUCCGACAUGAAAGAAUCCAACGAGGAGGCAGAGAAAUAUAACAUGUAA